AUGUCCCUGUUGCUGCAGGAUCCUGUGUCCCCCAGAGCCAGCCCACCCCCCUCCCCCCGGGAGAACGGCCUGGACUCUCACCUGGACUCUCACCUGGACAGCGGUCACCCCCAGAAGAAGGACGCCCCCCUCAGCCCUGCCUCUGGAGCCUCCUCCAGCAGCACUCCCUCCUCCAAGACCAAACACCUGGCCACGAAUGAGAAGUCCAGCACUCCUGUGUCCAAGACCAGCCCCGCCCCCCGCUGUGAGGCCCCGCCCCCCGGCAGCUCCUCAGUCCCAGGACUGAGGCCCAUGCUGGGCAAGCCGCCCGGCAUGGACACCCUGGUUGCGGGUGUGCGCCCCCCACUGGCCGUGUCAUGCCCGUACCCGGGGCCGUUCGGCCUGGUGCCCCACCCCGGGGUGGGGGGGGAGCUGGGGGGCGUGGCGGCCUACGCCAGCCUCCACAACAUCACUCCUCAGAUGAGCGUCGCCGCCGCCGUCGCUGCGUACGGACGCUCCCACGUGGUGGGGUUUGACCCACACCAUCAGAUGCGUGUCCCUGGCCUGCCCCCCUGCCUGUCUGCCAUCCCUGGGGGGAAACCGGCGUACUCGUUCCACGUGAGCGCUGACGGCCAGAUGCAGCCAGUACCCUUCCCUCCGGAUGCUCUGAUUGGCCCGGGCAUCCCUCGCCACGCCCGCCAGAUCAACACGCUGGGACACGGCGAGGUGGUGUGUGCCGUCACCCUUAGCAACCCCACGCGCCACGUGUACACGGGGGGCAAGGGCUGUGUGAAGGUGUGGGACAUCAGUCACCCUGGCAACAAGACCCCCGUGUCCCAGCUGGACUGCCUGAACAGAGAGAACUACAUCCGUUCCUGCCGGCUCCUCCCAGACGGCAGGACUCUGAUCGUGGGGGGCGAGGCCAGCACGCUGUCCAUCUGGGACCUGGCCACGCCCACGCCGCGCAUCAAGGCAGAGCUGACGUCGUCUGCCCCCGCCUGCUACGCCCUGGCCAUCAGCCUUGACUCCAAGGUCUGCUUCUCCUGCUGCUCCGACGGAAACAUCGCCGUCUGGGACCUGCACAACCAGACCCUGGUCAGGCAGUUCCAGGGCCACACAGACGGGGCCAGCUGUAUCGACAUCUCAGACGACGGCCACAAGCUGUGGACGGGGGGGCUGGACAACACGGUCCGCUCCUGGGACCUGCGAGAGGGGAGGCAGCUGCAGCAACACGACUUCACCUCCCAGAUCUUCUCCCUGGGCUCCUGCCCCACGGGGGACUGGCUGGUGGUGGGGAUGGAGAACAGCAACGUGGAGGUCCUUCACGUCACCAAGCCUGAUAAGUACCAGCUGCAUCUCCAUGAGAGCUGUGUGCUCUCCCUCAAGUUGGCCCACUGUGGGAAGUGGUUUGUGAGCACGGGGAAGGACAACCUGCUGAACGCGUGGAGGACCCCCUAUGGAGCCAGCAUCUUCCAGUCGAAGGAGUCUUCUUCUGUUCUGAGCUGUGACAUCUCGGUGGAUGAUAAGUACAUCGUGACGGGCUCCGGGGACAAGAAGGCCACCGUCUACGAGGUGAUCUACUGACCCCGGGCCACCACACACACAAGAACUACAGCAAGCACAGCAGAAACAAGUACUUCUGAUGAGAGGCAUGAAGGAACGCUCCUUAACUCAAUACCCGGACCUUCGCACUUCCAGACUGGUUGUGGAAUCGUGAGGAUGACACAAACCAGAGUGAACUUUUUUGUUGUUGUAUUUUUUAUAAAACCAAUGAUUUUUGUGAUUCCAUGGAAACCAAUGAAGCCUGAUAUUAAAGUUUUCCUGUUCUCCAGUUGGACCACAGCUCCACAGUUUUCCUGUUCUCCAGUUGGACCACAGCUCCACAGUUUUCCUGUUCUCCAGUUGGACCACAGCUCCACAGUUUUCCUGUUCUCCAGUUGGACCACAGCUCCACAGUUUUCCUGUUCUCCAGUUGGACCACAGCUCCACAGUUUUCCUGUUCUCCAGUUGGACCACAGCUCCACAGUUUGAUCAAAUCACCCAGCUGAGGGAGAGGUGUGCGUGAGCAGGAAUGUGUGCGAGCUGGAUGGACUGAGGUGUGUGUACAUGCACAUGGGUUUACAAACAGGAUCCUUGAUCCUCCAUUAAGCUUUCUGCUCUGCUAGUCAGGCCUGAUGUACAGAACAAGCUGUGCUCUGCUAGUCAGGCCUGAACGACCUCCUCACAGGGAACCUGUGCAUCAGAGGUCUUUUUCAGCUCACAUCUGUAAAUGGCCAGGAAGGUGCCUUUCUGCUGUUACCACCACAUGGAUCAUAUUUCACCUAGUCUCUCCUACUACAGUAGUCAUGGUUCCGCAUUUCUAUAAUCGUGCAGUCUGGUGACACCGAGAAAACUCUUUCAGACAGAGAAGAGCAGGGACGCGAUACUUACUGUCACUUUGUGUGGUUUGAAGAGGAGCUGUUUAACUGGGUAGUGAAAGGUGUAUAUAUGGACGGACACCUCGGUGCAUAAAAAGUUUCAAUGUACAAAGUUAUUGCUCACCACGAACAAUAGGGCACAGUAGCUGAUCAGGUGUUUAAAUAUAUUGAGUUCUCCCACUGUACAUUUUCUUGUCAAAACCUAUUUUGUCAAAGUGUUUGGCGUAUUUAAAUCAGAAUUGGCCUGCUACAGGCUAAAUCUGAACAUGUAAACCUUCAUUACCGGUUUAGCGGUUGAUUUUAAAAUCAGAAGUUUUUGAAAUGUGUUUGGUUAUAAAAAGAAACUUUUUUUCAUUGUGCCAAUCAAAGCAAAUAAAAUAUGUAAUCUUCCACCAAAAUGCAAAAAUAAUGCAGAAUGAGAUUUAGGGAGUUGUGAAGUAAGAGAAGUUAAUACACAGUGAUUAUUUUAUAUCUUUUAUCUCUCAUCCUACAUAUUAAGUUUAGAUUAUAAAUGUGAAUGUUGAUUGUAAAAAACUGUUUGAAUGAUUCACAUAACUGUACACCACUGUACAUAGAAAUGUCACAUGUAAGAUUGAAAAUACGUUGAUAAUUUUUCUUAUUUCUAAAUGACAAAAUGCAUUUGAUCUCUCUUCCGAGUGUCUGGCUUAAUAAAAUGUUCUGUAGCGUGAUGUCAUGUUUGUCCCUGUUUCAUUCCAGAAUGUUCCUGUUUCAUUCCAGAAUGUUGUUGCUUUCAGGGCAAACUCCUUUAAAGAAGACAGAAAUCUAGGAUGACAGAAUCAUGAUCAUUAAUGCAGAGUUCCUCUCCAAAGUGCUUCUCUGUGUGGACUCUUCUGGGAAGGUUCCCAACACAUUUUGGAACACUGAUGCAGGAUUUGCCUCAGGAGCCACUUUAGAGGACAGGCUCUCAUGUCAGACAGGCUCUCAUGUCAGAC
Hypomesus transpacificus is the source of this 3349-nucleotide messenger RNA. RefSeq names its product transducin-like enhancer protein 4. Gene Ontology annotation, molecular function: protein binding; transcription corepressor activity. Gene Ontology annotation, cellular component: nucleus; transcription regulator complex. Lineage: Eukaryota; Metazoa; Chordata; Actinopteri; Osmeriformes; Osmeridae. Gene Ontology annotation, biological process: regulation of DNA-templated transcription; negative regulation of canonical Wnt signaling pathway. The record is from RefSeq and is a predicted model, not a curated record.